Molecule: messenger RNA, 573 nt
Organism: Trichoderma gamsii
Lineage: Eukaryota; Fungi; Ascomycota; Sordariomycetes; Hypocreales; Hypocreaceae
Product: N-acetyltransferase 5
Exons: 2
Coding region: 1-573 (190 amino acids)
Biological process (GO): N-terminal peptidyl-methionine acetylation
Cellular component (GO): NatB complex
Molecular function (GO): protein-N-terminal amino-acid acetyltransferase activity
Source: RefSeq, a predicted model, not a curated record
AUGACCACAUUCCGGCGCUUUCGACCAGAUGAUGUCAACAAGUUCUCGAAAUGCAACCUGGAUCCCUUAACAGAGACGUAUGAGCUCAACUUCUAUCUUCAGUACCACGCAAAAUGGCCCUCUCUGUUUCAGGUAUGCGAGGAUUCAGAAGGAAAUAUUGUUGGAUACAUCAUGGGAAAGGUUGAGUCAUCGCCAGACGCAUACAAAUUCUCAGAGCAUUAUCUUCCCUGGCACGCCCAUAUCACAGCCCUGACUGUAGCUCCGGAAGCAAGAAGACAGGGCAUUGGCAAAAUCUUGGUCGAGCAGCUAGAAGCCGCAGCAGAUACUCACAACACAUGGUUUAUGGACUUAUUUGUUCGCAGCAGCAACGCAAAAGCCAUAGCAUUCUACAAAGAACUGGGCUAUAGCGUCUUCCGUGUUGUCAAGGACUACUAUGGCGAGCAUGCCACGGAUCCUGACAAGGACAGCGAAGAUGCGUUUGACAUGCGCAAGUCCAUGAAGAGGGAUGCAAAACACGAGCAUGUCAGAGACGACGGCGAGCAGCACGAGGUCCACCCAGAGGAUGUUUGGUGA